CACUCGAGCGCGUUAGAACUUAGCUCUCAACCUGGCACAAAUUCAUUCACUGACAGGAUCGUUGGAAUUCAACCUUUCUCUCAAUUCAUUUUACUUUUUUUCUUGCCGCGAGAUCACUCGACGGAAUAUCGGGUUUGUUUUCAUCAAUUCUCAUCAACAACUGCGAAAAUCUAGUACACCCGACACCAAUCUUCAAAUCGGUUGCGCGCACAGGAUGCCUUACGAUCCGAACUGGGAAUUGGAAGGCUUGGGCGGCACUGAAGCCGACUUCAGGAGCUUUUCAUUUGAAGAUGAUGCGGACGGCAUGCGGGCCGAGGAGGCGGGAGAAGAGGAGCUGAGCGAUGAGGAGGAAGCAGAGGACAUGGAGGUCGACUUGCCUCGGCCACCUCAGAGUCAUCCUCCAGAGAAGGAUCCCGAUGUGACACCCAGACCUCGUUUGCCGUUCCCCGGAGCUGUUCCCACCGGGGGACUACCCCAUAUGGAAGUGGUCCUUCAUUCGAGCCGUAGGAGAGUCGACUUCUCCGCACCGCCCGAUGACCUUGCAGGCCAUCUCGACGAAACAGACCUGGUCACCUCAAACAUUAUACCCCGACCAAGGAGUAAACGGCCGGAAGAGAAGACGGAAAAGGCCCCAGCCGCCCCUCCCCCGAAGACACACCCGCCCGUCGCGGCCCCUCCGAUACCAACCGUCACACCUCAACCGAAAAAGCGCGGCCGCCCGUUUGGAUGGGGACUCGACUACGGCUCAUACUCAACACUGAGCGCAGGCUUUCCGCCCAGGUCAUCAACGCCGCGGCCGAAACCCAAGAAGCCGGCCAGCGAGCAGAAACAGAGGCGUCGCCCUAGGCGCAAACCCGCUCCCACCGCCCGCCAGAUUUACCUCAAGCUCAACCCACAGUUUUUUGCCUUCCGAUGCGAGUGGGAGAACUGUCCGGCGGAGCUCCAAAAUCAUGAGACACUCCGCAAACACCUCCUCAUCGUCCACGGCCGGCCCUCAACAAGAUCCUCAACAGCAACAGUCACACCGUCACCACCCGCCGCUGCAUUCUCAUCACAACCAGCCCCCGCACCAAUACAACCAGCCUUUUCCUGCAAAUGGUCCACCUGCACCGCCGUCCUCCGCACCCACGACUCGUUCAAAGCCCACAUCGAGAAAUUCCACCUCCUCCCCUACCACUGGCACGCAGGCGACGGCCCUCGAAACACCACCCCUUCUUCUUCUUCCCCCUCUACCACCACCACCACCGCCACCACCUCACCCCCGCAUAAACUCCCCUCAUACCUCUUCAACGCCCUCGGCGAGCAGGUGACGCCCUCGGUGCACGACCAGCAGCUCGAGACGGAGGACGACCGCAAGAAGCGGCAGGCGCGCAUCAACCGCGUGCUGCUGCUGCGGGACCGCAACGCGCCCGAGGAGCCGGGCUACACGGCCCGGGAGCUGGACAUCAUCGCGCAGGCGGUGGCCGAGAAGCGGGCGAGGCAGCGCAUGGGGAGUGGAGUUGGGCUAUGGGAACUGGGUUGCGGGUAUUGGGGGAUGUUGCACAGGGGGUUUGGAUGUUUGUUGAGUACAGUCACUGGCUGGGGAUUUCAGGCUGGUUUGAUGAGAGGUCGUUGGGUUCUGGGUAAUUGAGCCUUCUGAAUCUACCUUAAUCAGCUGGACAUGGACGUGCAGCAGUCAAGGGCAUACGGCAAUGGAACAUGGGCGUUGUUGAUUGGAGUAAGCUGCCAGCUGGACUGUUGGUAGCCAUAUUGAGAGGUGAUAUAGCACAUUAGGUGUUCUGCUACGGAGUCACAUCUAGAUGCUAGACUCAAGUUGACGCUGGAAAGUCAAAAGCACCCAUAUGAACAUUCAUGCCAACAUCGUCCCUUAGACGGGUAGCCCAGCAUGAGACAGGUCAUGACUGACUGACGGAGACAGGUAUAAAAAUCCGAUCUGCUUGUAUAGUAUCUGGAGGGGCCUCCUCGUGGUGUACUGUGUACGUAUUGGUGGAGGCCAUCGGCAACUCUGGCAUUCCAUUCCAGUUCCAUGCGG
Parathielavia appendiculata is the source of this 2032-nucleotide messenger RNA. RefSeq lists its product as uncharacterized. Lineage: Eukaryota; Fungi; Ascomycota; Sordariomycetes; Sordariales; Chaetomiaceae. The record is from RefSeq and is a predicted model, not a curated record. The transcript is spliced from 2 exons. Bases 215 to 1630 code for a protein of 471 amino acids.